Onthophagus taurus is the source of this 1538-nucleotide messenger RNA. Its product is annotated as caspase-3-like. Gene Ontology annotation, cellular component: NLRP3 inflammasome complex; IPAF inflammasome complex; AIM2 inflammasome complex. NCBI's taxonomy places the organism in Eukaryota, Metazoa, Arthropoda, Insecta, Coleoptera, Scarabaeidae. The record is from RefSeq and is a predicted model, not a curated record. Gene Ontology annotation, biological process: regulation of inflammatory response; proteolysis. Gene Ontology annotation, molecular function: cysteine-type endopeptidase activity.
UGAAUCUAUAGUUGGUAUGAAUUAUCGCCACUUUAUCUUAUUUGUUCUGAUAAAGCUGUUAAUAAUUAUCAGUUUUCGCCCCAAAAGCACCUAGGUAUGUGUGUUUUUUAAAUUUUGUGAAGUCAAACUUAAAGCACAUUGAGAACAAUGUUUAGUAAAUCGAAGAAAAAAACUAAAGAAAAUUCUUUAAUGCCAUUUAAUACAAGUAGUUUUACUCAAACUCAAAACACUAUUACAACUACGACAGGUGGGAUUACAACAACAACGCGAAUUGAAAGAUCUUCAUUUCAAGAAUAUCGUUCAAGUUCAUCUAUAACAAGUUCCUCACUCAAUUCAUCAAGUUCAGGAUUCACUCGUUUAUCCAAUGAUCGAUCUUCAUUGCCUAAAUCGGCUUUUGGUAACCCCAUUCAUAAUUACAAUGCAAAUACAAAAAGUGUUCCACCACUAAAAUAUAAUUCCAAUGAACUUCAAAAACGUAUUGAAUAUAAACCAACAAAUGAUGCAAAACCAUUUCCAACUACGAAUACUAGUUUUGGUUCUCAACUAAAUCAAAUAAAACCGAGUGCAAGUAAUGUUUUAAACUCUAGUAAUUCAAAUAAUGUUCCUUUAUCUAGAUUUCAAUUAAAUCAAACAAACCCGAAACCAAUUGUAACAACUUUCUCUAAUGUAAAUCAAUUAAAAUCCAAUUUAAAUGAUUCCAAGAAUGCUUUUAACAAUGAAUUGAAUGAAAAAUUAAAGAUAAAAGUUAAAGCAACUGGAAUUUAUCUUGGGGAUGGUUCGAAAAUUCCAAGUUAUGAUACAAGAUCAUCAAGAAAUCGUGGAAAAUUAUUAUUAAUUAACAACAUUGAUUUUAAAGACGAAAAGAAAAAGAGGAGUGGUGCUGAAGUUGACCAAGUAAAUUUAGUAGCAGUUUUUAAACAAAUUGGUUUUGAUAUUUUACAAUAUAAAAAUAAAACUAAGGCUGAAACUGAACGUAUUGUAAAAUCGUUCGCUUCAGAUUCAAGUUUAAAAAAAUAUGAUAUGUGUGUAACUGUUAUUAUGAGCCAUGGUACAACAAUCGAUGCACAGACUGUGAUCGAAACUACCGAUGAAAAAGAAUUACCAACUGAAUGGGUUGUGCAACAAUUUCAUGGAGAUAUUUGUAAAGGAAUGAAUGGAAAACCGAAAAUUUUUAUAUUUCAAUGUUGUAGAGGUGACAAAUCAAAUUCUGUUCUUCACACGGAUGGAAAACCUUUUCAAGCGCCACGAAAAGUACAGGAUAUUCUAAUAAGUUAUUCAACUUUACCAGGUUUUGCUGCUUAUCGUGACCCAACAUUGGGUUCAUGGUACAUUCAAGGAUUGUGUAAAGUAUUUAUGGAGCAUGCCCAUGAUACCCAUAUAGAAGAUCUUUUAAAAAUUGUCGAUGAUGAACUAAAAAAAGUAGAUGCUGGCCCCAAUCAUCGACAAACUAGUAAUUAUGACAAUCGAGGUUUCAAAAUUUGUUAUUUAAAUCCUAUUAAAUAAGUAUUAAUAAUUAAUCGAGAGAAAUCUUAAUAUUU